Molecule: messenger RNA, 1657 nt
Organism: Oncorhynchus gorbuscha (pink salmon)
Lineage: Eukaryota; Metazoa; Chordata; Actinopteri; Salmoniformes; Salmonidae
Product: protocadherin gamma-A12-like
Exons: 1
Coding region: 256-1515 (419 amino acids)
Biological process (GO): homophilic cell-cell adhesion
Cellular component (GO): plasma membrane
Molecular function (GO): calcium ion binding
Source: RefSeq, a predicted model, not a curated record
ACGGGAUUUAAAGUAUUGCUAUCUGCAUCUGACGGAGGCACACCGCAAAGAUCCGGUACCGUAGUCAUUCACGUCACUGUACUGGAUGCUAACGACAACGCCCCAGUGUUUAACCAGGCCGUUUAUAAAGCCAGUCUGCCUGAAAACUCUCCGUUAGAUACUGUAGUGGUUACAGUGAGUGCUACAGAUGCAGAUGACGGAGUGAAUGGGGAAGUUACCUAUGACUUCGGCCAUAUUUCAGAGGAGGAUAAGAACAUGUUUUUCAUCAAUUCGAAAAUGGGUGAGAUCAGAGUUAUUGGAUCUAUUGACUAUGAAGAGGUGUCUUCAUUUGAAUUGCGUAUUCAAGCUAAGGAUGGUUUAGGGUUAGCAUCAUAUUCUAAAGUCAUAAUUGACAUCACAGAUAUUAAUGACAACGCUCCUGUGAUUUAUCUACAAUCUCUAACUAACCCCAUACCUGAGAACGCGUCACCUGGUACAGAGGUGGGCAUCAUUAACGUGCAGGAUAGAGACUCUGAGAAUAACCGACAGGUCCGCUGCUCCAUUCAGCAAAACCUUCCCUUUAAGCUGGUGCCAUCCAUCAAAAACUACUAUUCUCUGGUGACCACGGGCGAACUGGACCGUGAACUGGUGUCUGAUUACAACAUUACAAUCACUGCCACCGACGAGGGCUCUCCACCUCUGUCCUCCUCUAAAAGUGUUCAGUUAUCUGUAGCUGACGUCAACGACAACCCACCUGUGUUUGAGGAACAGUCAUAUAAGGCCCACGUGACUGAAAAUAACAAUCCUGGUUCCUCCGUGUGUUCCGUUACUGCACGGGACCCAGACUGGAGACAGAACGGAACAGUGGUUUAUUCUCUUUUACUCGGUGAAGUGAACGGUGUCCCUGUGUCCUCGUUUUUAUCCGUUAACGGAGACACGGGGGUGAUCCACGCUGUGAGGUCGUUUGAUUAUGAGCAGUUCAGGAGUUUUAAAGUCCAUGUGAUGGCCAGAGACAACGGUUCUCCUCCGCUCAGCAGCAACGUCACCGUCAGUGUGUUCAUAACGGAUGUGAAUGACAACUCUCCUCAGAUACUAUAUCCCGCCCCGGAGGGGAAAUCCUUCAUGACCGAGCUGGUCCCCAAAGCUGCGCACGGAGGCUCUCUGGUUUCCAAGGUGAUAGCUGUGGACGCGGACUCUGGCCAGAACGCCUGGCUGUCCUAUCAUAUAGUCAAAUCCACUGAUAUGGGACUUUUCACUAUUGGUCUCCACAGUGGAGAGAUCAGGACACAGCGGGACAUUUCUGAAUCUGAGAGCAUGAAACAGAACCUCAUUGUGUCAGUGAAAGAUAACGGACAGCCCUCUCUCUCUGCCACCUGUACCAUGUAUUUAGUGAUUUCUGAUAACAUGGCUGAAGUGCCAGAACUGAAAGAUGUCUCUUAUGAUGAGAACAAUUCCAAACUCACCUCUUAUCUGAUCAUCGCGCUGGUGUCCGUUCCACCUUUUUCUUCACCUUCAUCAUUGUCAUCCUGGCGGUGAGGUUUUGCCGCAGGAGAAAGCCCAGACUGUUGUUUGACGGAGCGGUCGCCAUCCCCAGCGCGUAUCUCCCUCCCAACUACGCAGAGGUGGAUGGCGCAGGAACUCUUCGCAGCACUUACAAUUAUGACGCAUACCUGACGAC